Molecule: messenger RNA, 369 nt
Organism: Eupeodes corollae
Lineage: Eukaryota; Metazoa; Arthropoda; Insecta; Diptera; Syrphidae
Exons: 1
Coding region: 1-369 (122 amino acids)
Biological process (GO): DNA integration
Molecular function (GO): nucleic acid binding
Source: RefSeq, a predicted model, not a curated record
AUGGUCGAACGAUUCAACCAAACCCUGAAGGAACACCUUUGCAAAGUUGUGGACGACAACCAGCAAGGUUGGGAUCGACACAUUCCACUGUUUUUGAUGGCGUAUCGAAGUGCAAGACAUAGCUCAACUGGCCAUACACCUUCUGAGAUUUUGAUAGGAAGGAACAUCAGACUGCCGAACGAAAUAAAAUUCAAAUGUCCUACGUCGGAAUCGCAAGCCGAGGAUGACUACAUUGCUGACCUCAGAGAAAGACUUCUUCAGAACCACGACAAUACCAGGUUAAAAAUAAAGAUGUUCAGUGACCGAAUGAAGACACGCUACGAUAUACGAGCGACAACAACAAAGUUCCAAGGUGGAGAUUGGGUAUAG